CUGGCCUUUCUUGGCCUCAAACUUAUUUUGGUUGUCUAUUCGCGGCAUUCUCUGGCAAGGGUUCGGCAAAUCAAUGCCGUACUGGCCAAGCUGACCUUCUACCGAAGCUGCGCUGCUCAGUUGUGGAAAUUCGUUGACUUCAUGGUGACCUAUCGACCCAGUAUAUUUGUGCACCUCGUACCCUUCAUCCGCUUCCAGAUGAUGAAUAUAAACUGCGAAACUCAGGGUGAACAGGCCUUUCAACAAAUAAUUGGUCAGAAGCUGUUGGGUCUCCAUGUGCCUCCACAGCCAACCAUUGUGUCCCUUGUCAAGGACCUACUGUUGGACCUGAGGGUGUUGCAAGAAGAAAAGAGGGUCAUCGUCUUUUUUGCCUCGCGCUACAUUGCCAUGGUUUCGGAUUGA
This is a messenger RNA of Dibothriocephalus latus, 402 nucleotides long. Lineage: Eukaryota; Metazoa; Platyhelminthes; Cestoda; Diphyllobothriidea; Diphyllobothriidae. The record is from the annotation of a GenBank genome assembly.